CAGCAUCGACAGUUGACUGCGUCAUUGGCUCAUUACGCGGCGCCGUGACGUCAAGGGGCGUCGACGAUGACGAUUCAAUCCCUCCGGCUGAGGGCGGGGGAAAGAGUGAGUGAGAGAUAGGGGGUUGGGAAGAAAGAUGGCGGAUCAAAUCCCUCUGCACCCGAUACCGCGCAGCACCCAACGGAGGGCGGCUUAUUACACCAAAGCCUCAGCCGCGCAGAGGCAUAACAGAUACCCAAUAGAAGAUGAGCCCUCUCAUUUGGAUGAAAUGCCUCUAAUGAUGUCAGAAGAAGGCUUUGAAAAUGAUGAAAGUGAUUACCAUACAUUACCAAGAGCCAGGAUUUCUCAAAGAAAAAGAGGUUUAGAGUGGUUCAUCUGUGGUGGCUGGAAAUUUCUUUGCACCAGUUGCUGUGAUUGGCUUAUAAACAUUUGCCAGAGAAAAAAAGAACUUAAAGCACGCACAGUAUGGCUUGGAUGUCCUGAAAAAUGUGAAGAAAAGUAUCCAAGAAAUGCUAUAAAAAACCAAAAAUAUAAUGUCUUUACAUUUAUACCUGGGGUUUUAUACGAACAAUUCAAGUUUUUCUUGAACCUUUAUUUUCUGGUAGUCUCCUGCUCACAGUUUGUACCGGCACUGAAAAUAGGCUACCUCUACACCUAUUGGGCUCCUCUGGGAUUUGUUUUGGCUGUCACUGUUCUGCGGGAAGCGGUUGAUGAAUUUCGUCGUUACCAGCGAGACAAGGAAAUGAACUCUCAGUUAUACAGCAAGCUUACAGUACGAGGUAAAGUGCAAGUUAAAAGCUCAGACAUUCAAGUUGGAGACCUCAUCAUAGUGGAAAAGAAUCAACGAAUUCCAUCUGAUAUGGUGUUUCUAAGAACUUCAGAAAAAACAGGUUCCUGUUUUAUUCGAACUGAUCAGCUGGAUGGAGAAACAGACUGGAAACUAAAAGUUGCUGUUAGUUGCACACAGAGAUUACCAGCUUUAGGGGAUUUGUUUUCAAUCAAUGCAUAUGUUUAUGCUCAAAAGCCUCAAAUGGAUAUUCACAGUUUUGAAGGUACCUUUACACGGGAAGACAGUGAUCCAACUGUUCAUGAGAGCUUAAGCAUAGAAAAUACACUGUGGGCAAGCACUGUUGUUGCCUCAGGAACAGUAAUUGGUGUUGUUAUUUACACGGGAAAAGAGACUCGAAAUGUAAUGAACACAUCAAAUCCAAAGAAUAAGGUUGGUUUGCUGGAUCUUGAAUUGAAUCAACUGACCAAAGCACUGUUCUUGGCUCUAGUUGCGCUUUCAGUUGUUAUGGUAACCUUGCAAGGAUUUGUGGGACCAUGGUACCGCAAUCUUUUUCGGUUUCUUCUCCUUUUUUCUUACAUAAUCCCAAUCAGCCCCAGAAGCUAGCAGGAUAAGAGCCAAGACCAUGAGAGGCUCACUUCUUCUUGGCUGCUGCACUUGGGAAGAACCUCAGCAAAAGCAGCUGCUGCAGCAGGUCAAAAAUUCUCCUAAGGAAUUUUAUUUGGGCUAAAGGCAGCUGGAAGUUAUUGUGCAUGACACUACAAAACUAUUCUAAGUAAAUCAUUGGGUGAAAGGAUACUAUUAACCCAUCAGGAGAUCAGCAUUCUGCAAAGCUGGCAAGUUUACGUGUAAAUCUAGACAUGGGCAAAGCAGCAUAUGGAUGGAUGAUUAUGAAGGAUGAUAAUAUACCUGGAACAGUUGUCCGGA
Python bivittatus (Burmese python) is the source of this 1714-nucleotide messenger RNA. NCBI's taxonomy places the organism in Eukaryota, Metazoa, Chordata, Lepidosauria, Squamata, Pythonidae. The record is from RefSeq and is a predicted model, not a curated record.